Odontomachus brunneus is the source of this 3637-nucleotide messenger RNA. Its product is annotated as piwi-like protein Siwi. Gene Ontology annotation, molecular function: piRNA binding; protein binding. Gene Ontology annotation, cellular component: P granule. The transcript is spliced from 11 exons. Bases 370 to 3006 code for a protein of 878 amino acids. Gene Ontology annotation, biological process: regulatory ncRNA-mediated gene silencing. The record is from RefSeq and is a predicted model, not a curated record. Lineage: Eukaryota; Metazoa; Arthropoda; Insecta; Hymenoptera; Formicidae.
CUUUUUUCAUCAUAUUGCUUAUUUUAUCAAUUUCUUUAUGCGCACUACAUGCGAUGAAUAUUUAUUUAUCACCGUGAGAACGAUGUGUUUGAUAUUUCGUGCGAAUUUUGAGUGUUAAUUGUGAUUUGUGUGAUCAAGUCCGCGCAUUCGACAAAUGCGCUUGCGCUUGAUACGACUUCUCAUUGAUGGAUGCUCACGUGAUGUAUAAUACGGUUGUUUGAUCGACGAAUCAACGCUAAUUUACAACAAAAGGCGCGUUCAGUAUAACGCAGUCUUGUGUCUAAGCAAAGCAGAUGAGGAGAAGCCUAGGAAGGACUAAUAUUUGUACGAGAUAAUUUGGUCGACUUAUUAAAGGUGUUUUAGGACAAGAUGUCUGAGAAGGGACGAGGAAGAAGUCGUGGACGUGCUUCAUCCCAAAAACCACAGCAACCAGGACCUUCGCAACAGCUCCCACAUGCUCAACCAUCAGGAAGUCAUGAAAGUCGUAGACCAGGACAAACAGUUGCUCAAGCAACUUCUGGUGGACGUGGUUUCCAACAACGUGUUGGAGGAAAGGGUGACAGUGCAGUUGCACAAAUAGGUAGAGGCAUUGAGAAAAUGGUAAUGCCACCUGGUGCUGGUGGAGAUACUCCUGCUGAAGGUACUGCUGGACCAUCUUUUCUCAUUACUGCAACAGGAAGAGGAGCUUCCCGCGGAAAAAGAACUAUAUCAGCGGAUAUCUUUGUUACAAAACCAAGCCAUAUUGUAAACAAAAAGGGUUCUCACGGUAACGCAAUCACUCUGAGGUCAAAUUACUUCAAAUUCAUUAAUGUGACUGAUUGGUGCGUUUACCAAUAUCGUGUCGACUUUGCGCCCGAGGAAGAUCGCACUGUUGUACGUAAAGGUUUGGUCAAACUCCACCGAAAAUCUAUCGGUGCAUACAUCUUCGAUGGCACUGUACUGUAUACGAGUAACCAAUUGCCCGAGAAAAUGGAGUUCUUGUCAACCCGACAAUCGGAUAAUGUGCAUAUCAAAAUCGACAUGCGUAUUGUUGGUAGUAUUUCGCAGGGUGACCCCCAUUACCUUCAAUUUUUCAAUAUAAUUAUGAGAAAAUGUCUAGAUUAUUUAGACUUAAAAUUGGUCACUCGCAAUUAUUUUGAUCCUGUAAACAAGAUAUGCUUGCCGGAACAUAAAUUAGAAUUAUGGCCAGGCUAUAUAACAUCUAUCCGACAACACGAACGUGAUGUCUUGAUGUGCGCUGAAAUAACAACUAAAGUUAUGCGUCAAGAGACAUUACUAGAUAUUCUGAAUGAUUGUUAUAGAAUCGACAGGCAGAAUUUUAAGAGGAAUUUUGCAUCUACGGUAGUUGGAACAAUAGUUCUCACUGAUUAUAAUAAUAACACGUAUCGCAUUGAAGAUGUUGAUUACAACGCGAAUCCAAAAUCAACGUUCCCUAUGAAAGACGGCGAAAUGAGGUCGUAUGUUGAUUAUUAUUAUAAGAAAUACGGUAUCAAAAUUACGGAUUUCAACCAACCGAUGCUUCUGACAAGAAAUAAGCCAAAGGACCGACAAGCGGAUGAAGGAAAUGCUGUUUAUCUAGUACCUGAACUAUGUCGUGCUACAGGUUUGACUGACGCAAUGCGAGACAAUUUCCAAAUGAUGAGAAGUUUGACUCAAUUUACAUGCGUCAAUGCAGCAGAUCGUAUUGACAGAUUGUUAUCAUUUAAUAAAAGACUUCACGACAAACUUGAAGUUCAAAAAGAACUCAAUCAAUGGAACCUGACGUUGGAUAAAAACUUGAUUGAAAUUAAUGCACGGGUUUUGCCGCCAGAAGAUCUGAUAUUUGGUGGCAAUGUACCUGUUAGGGCUACACGUGGCGAUUGGGGUAGAGAAAUGCAAAGUAAACGAUGUUUAAUUGCCAAAGAAUUGAUAGACUGGGUUGUUAUUGUUUCAGAACGUGAGAGACGCACUGUCCAGAAUUUUAUAGACAUGCUGUUGAAAGUAUCACGGGGAAUAUCAUUCCACGUGGAGCAGCCUAAAAUACUUACUAUUCGAGACGACAGGCCAAGUGGAUAUAGCGAAUUUCUCGAAGAAAUUUUAUCCAAGCAAAUACCGCAAUUAAUAUUUUGCAUAGUACAAAAUAAUCGCAUAGAUCGUUAUUCGGCGAUUAAAAAGAAAUGCUGUGUGGAUCGACCUGUACCGUCACAAGUCUAUUUGCAAAAGAAUUUGAUACAUAAGAACGUCAAAUCUAUCGCUACGAAAGUAGCGAUACAGAUGAACUGUAAGUUAGGCGGAGCACCAUGGCGCAUAGAAGUUCCAAUAGAAGGAUUAAUGGUUAUUGGAUUCGAUGUUUGCCACGAUACAGCAAAUCCGGGCAAAGAUUUCGGCGCAAUGGUGGCGUCCUUAGACAAAAGUCUCACAAAAUAUUACAGCACAACUACCGCACAUAUGGACGGUAAUGAACUAUCACGUACAUUUGCCGUAAACAUCCAUAAGGCUGCGGUAGCGUAUCGCGCGCACAACAAAAGUUUGCCCGCGCGCAUUUUGAUUUAUCGCGACGGCGUUGGCGAGGGCCAAUUGACGCAGGUAAUGGAGCAAGAAGUCGUGGAUUUACGCAAGAAAUUGAACGACCUAUAUGGUGGUGAAAAGUAUAGAAUGUCAUUCGUGGUUGUGACAAAGCGUCUCAAUACCAGAUUCUUCUGGAACAAUACGAAUCCACCGACAGGUACGGUGGUCGAUGAUGUCAUCACUUGUCCCAUCAGAUAUGACUUCUUUGUCGUGUCGCAGCAAGUGAGACAGGGCACAAUAACACCCACUUCGUAUAACGUUAUUUAUGAUAAUAUUGGCUUGGAUCCGGAUAAGAUGCAACGUCUCACAUAUAAGUUAACCCAUAUGUACUACAAUUGUUCAAACACUGUCCGAGUACCGGCUCCUUGCCACUAUGCUCACAAAUUAGCAUUCUUAGUAAGUAAAUUCAUUCAUCAGCCACCAAACUCACAAUUGGAAAAUACGUUGUUUUUCUUGUAAUCGUUCACAUUCUAUUUUUAUUUUUCUUUAAAUAUCUUUUGCGUUUAUUUUUAUAUUUUCAUACGUCGCAUGCAAAAAAUUUAUUUUUUGCAAUUUUAGUUUUUUUUUAUUCCUGAUAGAAAACGCGAUCAGUAAUUGAUAUGUGAUAAAUCACAGAUAUUUCGAUUAUUCGAAUAUCGCUAACAUUUCGAUUAUUUUUAAGUUUAUACAUUUUCCGCUUUAAUAUAAGUAACAUUUUAGUUACUAAUAAUGCAAUAACAAAUUUGUGCUCAAGUUAAUCGAUAAUCUAUACUAACAAUUCUUAUAACGAUAUGACAAAAUUUGGUAGGAAAAGGCCACGAUUAUUUCAGUUUUGUUACACAUCUUAAAUAAAUGAAAAGUUCAAUUAUUGGCGGCGUAAUAUGCAUUGACAUGAAUGCACAUAACUUUUAUAAUUAUACAUUUUAAUAAGAAUACAUUUGAUUAUUAAGUACAUAUGCACUUAUAAUACAACAGCAAGAUAAUGAAUCGAAUAACAUAUUAACUUUAUCCAAUUGAGAUAAAUAAUCUAUUUUUAUAUUAACCAAAAUGUCUGCGAUAUUAUCUGGUUAGCCGCAAAGAACAAGUAUAAAAAGAGUAUAAACUAUAAAAA